This is a messenger RNA of Ananas comosus (pineapple), 2322 nucleotides long. Its product is annotated as ferric reduction oxidase 8, mitochondrial. Bases 108 to 2213 code for a protein of 701 amino acids. Gene Ontology annotation, molecular function: oxidoreductase activity. Gene Ontology annotation, cellular component: plasma membrane. The transcript is spliced from 8 exons. The record is from RefSeq and is a predicted model, not a curated record. NCBI's taxonomy places the organism in Eukaryota, Viridiplantae, Streptophyta, Magnoliopsida, Poales, Bromeliaceae.
CCAUAUGUCAUGAUUGGUUAGCCCAUUUACUCCUUAAAAGGAGAACAACCUACUACUUUUUUCCUCUAACAAUUUAACGAAAUCGAAGCCUCUGCAAUUCAAUAUUCAUGGCUCCAAAUUCGGCUCUCCGUGUCGUCCUCAAUCUGUCGAUGAUCAUAUUAUUUGCUGCGUGGAUAUGUAUAUGGAUUCUAAAGCCGACAAAUGUGUGGAAGAGAUCAUGGCAUGUUGCAGAAGAUCGAGCAAAUGCUACGUUCCUUGGCGACUACGGCCUCAAUGUGAUAGUAUUCUGCUUCCCAGUUUUAGGCGUCGCAACUCUAGGAUACAUCUAUUUGCAUCUGUGUCAGAAGAACGGGUACUUACGCAGGAAGAAGAGACCUCUGACAUCAACAACAAUCGCGAAUCCAGUAGUUGUAAGUAGCCCUGUCGGCGUAGUAUCAUUCGGUGAGCUUAUUGCGACAUCUCUGUAUAUAGUUUUCCUGGUUUGGACCUAUUACUCGAAUGUCGCGAGCGAUUUCAAGAAGAUGACACCCUAUGCCUCUCUAAAGUUGAAUAGAUGGCAGCUAAAGAUGAUGCAUAUGGGAGUACGCAUCGGCUCGCUCAGCGAGGCUUGCCUUGCAAUCCUGCUUUUGCCGAUUCUAAGGGGACUUUCUAUUUUCAGGAUAAUUGGAGUUCAGUUUGAGGCUUCUGUUAGAUAUCAUGUUUGGAUUGCUAAUGGAAUGAUACUUCUCUCCACUUUGCAUGGCCUGAGUAUCAUGUUUAUUUGGGCUGUUAAUAAGCGCUUUUCAAAGGAGAUAAUAAAGUGGCAGAGAGUAGGGCGCGUGAACAUCGCAGGAGCUUUUGCUCUCGCGACAGCUGCGAUCAUCUGGAUAACAUCACUCCCCUGGAUAAGAAGGAAACAGUUUCAGGCUUUCUUCCUAGCCCAUCACUUGUAUAUAGUAUUCAUCUUGUUUUUCUUGUUGCAUGCGGGGGAUCAGCAUUUCUAUCUGGUGUUUUCCGGUGUUCUUCUAUUCGCCCUUGACAAGAUACUACGGAUAAUACAAUCGAGGAGUGAAACAUGCCUUAUUUCCGCUCGCAUAUUGCCUUGCAAAGCAGUAGAACUCACUCUACCUAAGCACCCAAGUACGAAGUAUACUCCGACAAGUAUGAUUUUUAUAAAAAUACCGAGCAUAUCGAAACUCCAGUGGCAUCCUUUUAGCAUUACAACAAGCUGCAGCAGAAAUGCUGAGAGGCUUUGUGUGUUAGUUAAAAGCCAUGGGCAGUGGACUGAAACACUAUAUAAUAAGAUACAUGCCAUGACAGAUACCAAAUUCGAUCAGGCGAAGCAUGUUGCUGUCGCAAUUGAUGGUCCAUACGGUCCCGUAAAUUCCCCGUACCAAAGAUAUUCCAGUUUAGUUUUGAUCGCGGGAGGAUCGGGUAUAACUCCAUUUCUUAGCAUUUUACAUGACAUUGCUUCGAGAAACAGCAAUACGAAGAGGCGCCCUACAAAGAUACUAUUGAUAUACUGCGUCAAGCGAAUACAAGAUCUCAGCAUGCUAUCACCGAUUUCGUCGUUACUCCGUAAACAGCCCAGUGAACUUGAAUAUCUGGAGCUAAAACUUUACGUAACGCAAGAACAUGGAUCGGCUAGUGCAGCGUGCGACUUUCUGCAUGGCAAUUCGCAUGUCGAAACAGUCGUCAUGGACUGCGAACCUCACCAAGAAGUUGUGCCAAUGCAAGAAGGGCUCUUGUGGAAUGCGAUGAUCACCGCAUUAUCCUUCGUUAUUUUUCUCGCCUCACUUGUGUGCCUAAACCACAUUGUAUUCCACCGAAAUAAGAAACCCUCGCAUCAGAAAACCCCGUCGUGGAUUAACGAUUUGUUGGUCUUCUCUUCCUUCGUGAUAGCAACAAGCUGCUGCGCCGUGGCGACUGUUCUCUAUAGGUGGAGAAAAUCAUCGAACUAUUGUAGCGACAAAUAUGCAGAACAGCAAUCGAUGAAAGAAGAGGGUUCACUGCAACAGCAUGAAGUGAACUUCAGAAAAAGGCCAAACUUAUCAGACAUACUUUCAGAAUUGUCGACUGAAACAGAAGGACAAAGAGUAGGAGUUUUUGUGUGCGGUCCGGGCUCGAUGCAGGAGUCAGUUGCAUCAUUCUGCAGAAAAUGCAACCUUAAGCUCAAAAACGAUAAGAGUCGAAAGUGUUUCUUCGACUUGCACUCUAUUAAUUUCUCUCUGUAACUGUCCUCAAAUGUACAAAUAUUACAGCAUUGUUUGAGUGUCAUUUGGAGGUGUGUGUUUUGAUCUUCUACUUAAUAAUAAUUGCACAACUAAAACCCCUGUUCUUUUA